GUGCAGGUGAGCGGCGGAAUUCACUGGCAGCGCGCGCGCCCUUCGGUGACUUUGUGUGACACACGACUUCGAGCAGAGUAAUCCGUAAUGUUGACGUCUCUAGAGCCCGUUUCUAUGUAUCCCCUGUACGAACCUACCCAGAGCCCUUCUCCUCUCGAUCUGGAUGUAAUUGAAGAGUAUCUGAACGAGCAGAAGAACUUCACUUGGCAACUGGCGGAUUUCCAGCUAGAGCCAGGGGAUCCACACCGGAAUGAGGAAGGAGUGCGACUGAUCGAAAACAGCUGGUCAGGCCGCUUUCCCUAUGAAUGGUAUCCUAAUGACCCAGGCUCAAACAUGAAUUCCGAAACCUGCGAGCAGACUCCAGUACACUGGCACCUGGGCUCCAGCUCGGAGUGGGUCCACUACCAGUCUCCAUAUGAGGUCAGCCCGAGCAGCGAUUCGGACUCCUUGUCUACCAGCUCAGUUUCCAACGACUUCCCCCCAUCUCCCACCCUUGAGAGGAAAACCAAAAAACCCUGCGGUCUUCAGCUGGCGGCACCAGCAGGUAAAAAGAAAGAACGCCUUUUCCAGUUUCUUUAUGAGAUGCUCCAGUGCCCCGAAAUGCAGCACUGCAUCUGGUGGGUCCAGUCUACCAGCGGGACCUUCCAGUUCUCCUCCCAAAAUAAGGAGAAGCUGGCGGAGAUGUGGGGACGGAGGAAAGGAAACCGCAAGACUAUGACCUACCAGAAGAUGGCGCGAGCCUUGAGGAACUACUCACGGACGGGCGAGAUCUGCAAGGUGAAGAGAAAGCUGACGUACCAGUUCAACGAACUCGUCCUGAAACGCCUGCAGGGAGACAUCAAGAAGGCGAUGAAAUGUUAAAGGGAACUUGGGGUGGGGGGAUCAAAACAUGAAGAAGAAAUUCUUACUGCCAUAUUAUAAGACCAGGAAGGUAGAGUGGAGGAGCGGUCAAAGAGGACACGGGCGACCCGGACUGGGGUCUCGGGUAUGGAGGAGGACGUUUUGAAAAUGGACAGAAAGCGUUGCAGUCCAACAGCAGGGGACGCACUGCAUUUUAACUUUUGUAAAGUAGCUGUCAGGGGCCCGGCACCCCUGCGAAUCAGACCAUGAAUACUGAGUAUUUCACCAGGAGUGAUUUGCAAUGUAAAACGCGUCGAAUUGACAAUCAGUGCUUAUUGACGAAGUGUGAUUUUUAUGUAAAAAAAUGUGUAAUUACCGAGACUUUUGUUAUCCUUUUUGUUAUCCACUUUGCGACUAUUGUACAUUGACGUCGGCAUGUGUUUCAGAUCUUGAGGAUUUCUCCUUACCUUUUGAACUACUUCAUAAGUAGAAAUUGUGUUCAUGUUCGAACAGGUAGUUUUCUGAAGACGUUUCAUAUAUAUAUUUUUUUUUUUUGCAA
Messenger RNA from Erpetoichthys calabaricus (reedfish), 1399 nucleotides. Its product is annotated as transcription factor Spi-B-like. Gene Ontology annotation, biological process: regulation of transcription by RNA polymerase II; cell differentiation. The transcript has 6 exons. The record is from RefSeq and is a predicted model, not a curated record. Lineage: Eukaryota; Metazoa; Chordata; Cladistia; Polypteriformes; Polypteridae. Gene Ontology annotation, cellular component: nucleus. Gene Ontology annotation, molecular function: sequence-specific DNA binding; DNA-binding transcription factor activity, RNA polymerase II-specific. Bases 88 to 861 code for a protein of 257 amino acids.